Messenger RNA from Vombatus ursinus (common wombat), 3692 nucleotides. RefSeq names its product ANKH inorganic pyrophosphate transport regulator (gene ANKH). The record is from RefSeq and is a predicted model, not a curated record. Gene Ontology annotation, cellular component: membrane. Gene Ontology annotation, biological process: phosphate ion transmembrane transport. The transcript has 13 exons. NCBI's taxonomy places the organism in Eukaryota, Metazoa, Chordata, Mammalia, Diprotodontia, Vombatidae. The coding region runs from base 137 to 1615 and encodes 492 amino acids. Gene Ontology annotation, molecular function: phosphate transmembrane transporter activity.
CCGGGCACGGGACCCGCGGCUUCCCGCAGCUGCAGCGACGCCCGAGCCGAGCGAGCCCCCCACGCAUCCCCGCGGAGGAAGAGGAGAGUCUCUUUGCUGCGGCAGAUGUGUGUGGGGUCACCACACAGCUGGGACUAUGGUGAAAUUUCCAGCACUCACUCACUACUGGCCCCUUAUCCGGUUCCUGGUACCUCUGGGCAUCACCAAUAUAGCCAUCGACUUCGGGGAGCAGGCCUUGAACCGAGGUAUUGCUGCUGUAAAGGAGGAUGCAGUCGAAAUGCUGGCCAGCUAUGGACUGGCCUAUUCCCUGAUGAAGUUCUUCACAGGCCCCAUGAGUGACUUUAAAAAUGUGGGUCUGGUAUUUGUGAACAGUAAGCGAGACAGGACCAAGGCUGUUCUGUGCAUGGUGGUGGCAGGUGCCAUAGCUGCUGUUUUUCACACUUUGAUAGCUUACAGUGACUUAGGCUACUACAUAAUUAAUAAACUGCACCAUGUGGAUGAAUCAGUGGGAAAUAAAACUCGAAGAGCUUUCCUUUAUCUUGCUGCCUUCCCUUUCAUGGAUGCCAUGGCAUGGACACAUGCAGGCAUUCUCUUGAAACACAAAUACAGUUUUCUGGUGGGAUGUGCCUCAAUUUCAGAUGUCAUAGCUCAGGUUGUUUUUGUAGCCAUUUUGCUUCAUAGUCACCUGGAAUGCAGAGAACCGCUUCUCAUUCCAAUCCUUUCUUUGUACAUGGGAGCACUUGUCCGCUGUACCACCCUCUGCCUGGGUUACUACAGGAACAUUCAUGACAUCAUCCCAGAUAGCAGUGGACCUGAACUAGGGGGAGAUGCUACAGUAAGGAAGAUGCUGAGCUUCUGGUGGCCUUUGGCUUUGAUUCUGGCAACUCAGAGAAUCAGCAGACCUAUUGUCAACCUUUUUGUGUCCCGUGACCUUGGCGGUAGUUCUGCAGCCACUGAGGCAGUGGCAAUUCUGACAGCUACAUACCCUGUGGGUCACAUGCCAUAUGGUUGGCUGACUGAAAUUAGAGCAGUCUAUCCUGCUUUUGACAAGAAUAAUCCCAGCAAUAAACUGGUGAGCACGAGCAACACAGUGACGGCAACACAUAUAAAAAAAUUCACCUUUGUCUGCAUGGCGUUGUCUUUGACGCUCUGUUUUGUGAUGUUUUGGACCCCCAACGUUUCAGAGAAGAUUUUGAUUGACAUCAUUGGAGUGGACUUUGCCUUUGCAGAACUCUGUGUUAUUCCUUUACGCAUUUUCUCCUUCUUCCCAGUUCCAGUCACAGUGAGAGCGCACUUGACUGGUUGGCUGAUGACACUGAAGAAGACAUUUGUAUUGGCCCCCAGCUCCGUGCUGCGCAUCAUUGUCCUCAUCACUAGUCUUGUCGUCCUCCCUUAUAUGGGGGUUCACGGAGCUACCCUAGGAGUGGGGUCACUCCUAGCUGGCUUCGUGGGAGAAUCUACCAUGGUUGCAAUAGCAGCUUGUUAUGUCUAUAGAAAACAGAAAAAGAAGACCGAAAACGAGUCAGCCACAGAAGGUGAAGACUCCGCCAUGACUGACAUGCCUCCAACAGAGGAAAUUACAGACAUCGUAGAAAUGAGAGAAGAGAAUGAAUAAAGACAUGAGAUGAUGUGACUGAUCACCACACCACAGAGACAGUUGGAAUAAUACUUCAGCAUCUUUUCUUCUUUCAUCUUGGGUUUUUUUUUUUUGUUUGUGUGUAUUUUUUUUUUUUUUAAAUGAAAGAGGCCUUGAUUUAAAAGGUUUCAGAUAAAUUCUCUAGCAUACUGGGUAUGCUCACAUUGAUGUGGGACCUAAAGAGAGGUCUUUUCUUUUUCUCUUUUUUUUUAAAUGGAAUUAGUUUUUCUGCACCAUAAAAAACUAAGAGACAUGGCUGCAUCAUGGUAGAAGUUGUCUCCAUUGUUGAAGCCUUCACUUCCAUUGGACAAUCUGCAUUUGUCAACCAAAGUACUGCUGUGUGUCUCUGUGCCAUUGGCUACAUGGCCCACUCGUGCCCUUUGGCCACAAACUCAACUCCAUUUUUUUUUCUUCCUCUUUUUUAGGAUCACAAGGUUGAAAAUACAGUAUCUAAAAGUUGAAUUUUCUUUUACUCACUUGACAAUAACUUGGCUGUAUAAACAGAUAUAACCCUUGUGGCCUAAUAUAUUCCUCUUGCCCGUGGAGUUAUAAACUGUCUACUAUUAAAAUACAGAGGGGUAAGAGGCUAAAUUCAGGAAGAGUCAAAGUCUAUUCAAAGGAAGAGAAUUGUGAAUAGGCUUCAUUGAAAUAUGGAAGUAAUUUUUUAUGGUCUGAGAGAUCAUUGGGGUAGCAAAAAUGAAUCAUAACUCAACAAUUGUAUUUCAUUUUACAUAAGAGGUUCAAAGAGGGUUGUGUUUUGUUUUGUCUCUUUAAUAUCCUAGUAUAUACGUCAAUGUUUUUUAGUCACCUCAUAUUACCAAAUUUCAAGUCUUUUGCAUGCCGUUACCUGCUUUUCAUUCUCCUAUCCUGAAGGUGGCACUACAGGUAGUUGAAUGGAGCAUUCUAACUGAUUUUGGUUUUGGUUUCUUCAAGAGAACUGAAAGCUUUAGCUAAGUCAUAAUCUAGCAAUCUUGUGCUAGAUAGGUGUAUUAAUAACUUUUUAGGUAUAGUUUAUUGUAUCUUUCUGCCAUUCUUAUAACUUUGUGGUACAUAUAACUCAUGGAAAGCACUAGGAUAUAUAGCCCUUUCAUGCCAUACAAUAAAAAGAAGACACUUUAUAAAAUUACUAAAAAUCACUAUGUGAUCUUCCCUGAAAUUAGGCAUUUGGAUUCAAUUUAGUAAAGUAUAUUUUUCUAAGUUUCACAAAAUUUUUUUUCUUUUCUGAAUUUUGGACAUAUUUAGUUUACUAAAUUCUUGGCUUAGUCAAAACACUUGAAAACUGACAAAACCUAAAUAAAAUAUUAUUUUAAAUAUAUAUACUGUAUAGGUUAUGUAAUUUAUUUUAAGCUACAAUACAUCUCCUAUUUUUGCAUUUUCAAUAAGAUGUCUUUAAUACAAUAUGUUGGCUGCCUGUGUGCACAUAUAAUUAGUUAAAACAUAUUGUAUCAGUGAACAUUAUGUCUUAGUUGCAAUAGUUGUACUUGGCUCAUUACUUGUACAAAUGCAAUAAGAUUGAGUAAAUUUCAGGAGAGAUAUUUUUCAGUAUGGGUGAAUGGGGUCUAAUUGGUCAGCCUAAGCAGAAAACAUUGGGAACAAAAUGGUAAUACUAGAUGGGCAAGGAAUAAAAAGCCCUCUGGAUUUUUUAUUUUGUUUUUGAUGUUGUACUCAGAUUAUUCCUCAUAAUAAAUUAACUAAGCUGAAUAAAGUCAACCUUGUACAGGAACAGUGUUGACAUUUAAAUUUCUGAUACACAAUAUCCCUUGGGCAUGCCUACAUUGUAUAGAGGCCUGUGUACUUCCUAGAGGCCUGGCUUGUUGUCAUUUUUUUCUUCUCCCACAUAGUGAGAUGUACAGCUUUAUGGCAACAGUAGAGGCAAAAUUAAGAAGUAGAGGAUGGGAGAGGAAGGUGAGUGGGGACAGAGAUCUUAUAUUUUUGUUUUAGGUACAUGGCUAGAAGUUUAAGUGGCAAUAUGUUUUAUUAUUUGUGAGUGUUUGAUGCUUGUGGAAUUGGAGCUAGAUUUUUUUUUUAAUUAAAAAAGUAAAUUUGUCCCUGAAAA